CAUCAGUGAUGGUAUAGUGUCAAAUUAAUUUUCAACUCCAUUCUUGCUUUUUACCUAGCUGUCUUGGAGAGGAGAUUCAUUUUAUUUUAUCCGAUGAGUCCGAAACAUGCUCGGUCGUUUUCGGUUCUCGGUUUAGUUGUGAUAGAGGUGAGGAAGUUUUAAACCUUGCAGAUGGAUGAAAUUAUUGAAUCUAAAAGUCAAAGCAACCCUUCUGGAUGCUCCGAAAAAUGUACAACACCCUAUGGCAUGGUCCGCAUCAAAAGAUUAUUCGCAGCACCACGUCAGCCUUCCGUUCCCGCCCUCGGUGAACCAUUACUGUUACCACGCGAAAAGCCGCCAUUUUAUCACGAAAGAGGGUCGUCAGUACCGGAAUGCUGUAACGACCGAGGUAUUACGCCUCGAAUUGGCCGUGCGGCACCGCGGGAAAAUCGGAAUGAAGUUGGUUGCACACCCCCCGGAUCGCAGGAGACGCGAUUUGGAUAACCUUCUGAAAGCACCCCUGGACGCCCUGCAACACUCCGGUAUCUACGAAGAUGACAACCAGAUCGACGAUUUGCAUAUUGUUCGCGGAGAGAAAGUCGAUGGUGGACGACUUGACGUGACGUUAACGUUUAUGGACGUGCGUUGACGAAAAAAGCUGUGGAAUAUCACCAAGGAUUUUGAAAAUUUUGUACGCUGAUUAUUGAGGAACACGGUGAUUCCAUGGACUUUCGUCGAAAAAACCGGAGAAGCUAGAAAAAGACAAAGAAGUAUGCAAAACUUGAAUAUUCAGGGAAAAGUCAGAUAGUUUAUCGUCGUGAGAAUAGAAAAUUACCUUGGGAAUUAUUAUUAAUAAAAAAUUAUAACAUUAGGAGAGUUGUGACUACAUGGGCUACAAAUUAUCAUCUAGAACUUGGAAUUUCUGCUCUAGAUAUCAAUAUUAUUUUAAUGUAUUUAGCUCUAUCUUGGCAUAAAAAUUGAAUGAACAUCGA
Molecule: messenger RNA, 971 nt
Organism: Bemisia tabaci
Lineage: Eukaryota; Metazoa; Arthropoda; Insecta; Hemiptera; Aleyrodidae
Source: RefSeq, a predicted model, not a curated record